UCUCUCUCCCUCCUUCCUCACCCCCCACAUUAGUUGUUACCAUGGCCAGAGCAGACUCCUCAAAAGGUCAGCCUUUUCCCUUCCGCUCAAUUCCUCUCUCUCUCUUUCUGUCUCUCUCAAUCCAAACUCCUCCCCAUCCCUGACGAAAAGAAAAGAAAAGAAAUUAUUUUUCCUCUCUUUCCCCAUCCUUAACAAAGAAAAAGGAAAAAAAAAAAAGUAUUUUUGCUCGCUCUCUCUCUCUCUUUUUCGCUUGCUUUUCUCUCUGCUAUCAAUGGAUCCCAGGGGCUCCUCAAAGGUCCCCCCGGAGGCCCCCAAGUUCCACCAGGCCCUGGGCCUCCCUCGAGGGGAUAAAAGAGAACACCUCACCAGACUCGGCUCCACCAGCAGCAGCAGCAGCAGCAGCAACCUCCGACACCAAGAAAGCAGCAGCAGCAGCAGAAGAGAAGACCUCCAGAUAGUGAUGAUGACCUCCGCAGCACCACCAACCACAACAGUAACCGAGAAAGAGGAACAGCAAAGGCGGCAGCUUGCGCCUCGCCGGAGCUCCAACAAAGACCGUCACACCAAGGUCGACGGCCGCGGCCGCCGCAUCCGCAUGCCGGCCCUCUGCGCCGCUCGCAUCUUCCAGCUUACCCGCGAGCUGGGCCACAAGUCCGAUGGAGAGACCAUCCAGUGGCUCCUCCACCAGGCCGAGCCUGCCAUCAUCGCCGCUACCGGCUCCGGCACCAUCCCCGCUUCCGCCCUCUCCUCCUCCACCUCCACCCCCGCCGCCGGCUCUACCCACCAGACCAAUUGGACCGGAUUCACUGCCGGUAAUACCACCACAACUACUACCGGCCUUGGCCGGCCGAACCACCAGGGGCUAUGGGAGCCGCCGGCUGCCGGAGGGUUCAAUUCGGGAUUUUUACAGUCGGCAGCGGCGGUGCCGGCGAUGUCGAACAUUGGGUUCCACGGGCUGGAGUUGCCUGGCGGUGCCGGUGGUGGCAUGGGGGCGAUGAGCUUCUUGUCGAUGCUCAGCGGGCAGGGGCAGCAGCUGCCGGGGCUGGAGCUCGGGCUUUCGCAGGAUGGAAGCAUGGGUGGAGUCAUAAAUUCUCAAGUUUUGAGCCACUUCUAUCAGCAGAUGGAGCAGGGGAGGGGCGGCGAGGACGGUCAGUUGCAUCAUCAGCAGCCUCUGUUGUCGCCAAAGGAGAAUUCACAGGAGUCAACGCAGUAGACAGGCAACGGGUUCGAGGAGCUUCGAAGGAAAAUUCAAGGAGGAGAUUGAAGAAAAUUGCAGUCGAAGAGGCUGAUAGAAUUAGGCUGGUUGGUUGGUCUUCUUCUGUGUGUAGAUUUGAGAAUUAUUACUGGAGAAAAGAGGUGAUUGGAUUUAGAUAUCUACUGAAUUGGUUACUGGAUUAUUGGGUCUGCUCUUUGUUUCUCUCUACAGAGUUUCAUAAUAGUAGCUGAUUAUUUUACUGGUUUAUAUGGAGGGAAGCCGAAUUGCUUAGGAUGGAGCUGAAGAUCUUGUCUAUCUGGAGUUGUAUAGAUAAGAGAUGAAGCCAUUUUAUUAGGUUUGGAUGGGGUGAUGAUUGGUUUGUAUUUUUUGAUGAAUAAAGAUAUAAGGUUUCUAUUUUUGUCACCGGUGAGAUUCUCUGAGAGAUGGUGCGCCUAAACAUUUACGAUAGUUGCAUAACCAAUUCUUUACCAAGUAAUGGUUUAGUUUUAACUAGUUAUGUUGUUCGCCAUUUUAUAAUUAAUUUUAUUAUAUUUUGAUUGCAUUACUCCAUCAAAUGACCAUGAAAUAAGACAGUGCAACUUUUCUUCUGGAGUUGGUAAUGGUGAUUGAUGCCCAGGGUGCUAUUAGUAUAGCAAACCAUGAUGUGUUCAUGCUUUUAGACAUUGCAUAUGCUUUUGUCUCUAUUCCAUCAACAGAGUCCAUAACUUUGGAACAUUGACACUAGGUUUGACCUUUUCCAAGUCAUUGAGCUUUCCCUUUUGCUUUUCCUGUUGAAUAAAUGCAUCUUCAUUCUUGUAUGCUGUAAAGUUGAGGAAAUAAUGAAUGUGGUGUAGAAUGAGUUAUUCCAGACAUAAGAUAAGCACAUGAUGCUUAUCCUUGACCAUUAAUACUUCAAUCAAAAUGAUGCUUGGUGGUACUACACUUUCUUCAGAAGGUCCUUUUAGCUAAUUUUUUGCUUGUGGCAGUGAUAUGAGUAUUAAGAGAGUAUAGAGGACCUGCACAUGGUUUUCAUUGACUCCAGGACUACAUGAGGUGCAGUGCCAUGGCUUGGUAAUUUUAAGAAGAUUGGCGUUCCAAAGGGUAUUCUAUAAUGACAAGUGUGUGAUAUGUGAAGCAUCCUUGGUGAGAGUGGUGUUUGAAACUUGGAAGGCUGUAUAAGAAAUUUCUAGGCUGGCGUUAUUAUGGGAAUGAUAACUUUUGCAUAACACAAGAAAUUGCAAUAAUGCUACAUGAUGAAACCUACAUGCUUGGUCCCCAGGGACUUUUGUGUAUUUUUGAUCAUGAGGAGAGAGCUGGGCCCGUUGGUGUUCUUGUUGCAGGAAUAAGGUUUGAGCAUUCAUCUUAUGCAACAAAUAAUGCAGUCAGUGGCACAAAUUGCAAAUCAACUUUCUCCACGUUUCGGGGUAUGAUUCUGUCUCUUAAGGUCUUAUAGCCAGUCAAGGUCAAAACAGUCUUUUCAAAUGUCGUUCAGAGUAAUUUUGUCAUAUACUUUUUUCUUACAGUCUUAGCAUCUAGACUCUAGAAGACUGCAUAGUUUCAUGGAUAUGACAUGAUUCUUGUCCUGGCUAUAUUUAGCUCAUAUUAUUACUAAAAAUUUUUGCAAUUUUGUCGAGUAAAAUUCAUUGUGAAUGACAAACAGCCACCAUAUAUUUGAAGAACCUGAAAGAAACAUGUAGAUCUCCUACUGCCACCAUACUCAUUUUAUGCCACCUAAAGCAAAUGUAGAAGUACUCUUGGUUCCUUAGGUUAAAUAAAGUGCUCCUUCCCAUGCCACUAUUCACUCAGAUCUUAAUCUAAAGCCAUACAUUCACAAACAAAAUCUCAACAAUGAUUAAAAAGAUCAUAAUUCCUGCAGCGUAAUGGGAUAGCAUAUGAAGGACAGCAUAGCAGUGUGUUACUUGUAUAAGGGAUGAAACAUGAAAAAAUGGGGUUACUGUGCGUGGUACAGGAAUCUGUUGCAUAUAUCAUUUUUUCUUCCAGUACUUAUGGGAUUUGUAUUAUCAAUUUCAUCGCAUACUGAACAAAGGAACAAACAUAAUUAUAAGCAUAAUGGGAGACAACAUUUCCACUUAUUUUGAGUAUAAUUGCUCUUUAGGUAUUGUGACAUCCAUGAACACCUGGGAGAGUACAUGAUUAAUCUAUUUUCUAACACUUUUAAAUUUAAAAUUACAGAAGAAAUUUAUAUUCUACAAACUGACAACUAAAAGGUAAAACUAUUGAAAAUUCAUGCUGGAAUCUGUAAAGCAUUUCAGUUUAAUGGAAGAAGUGUUUCUUUCCUAAAGGUUUAUGAGUCAUGAAAUGUUGUAACCUUAUUUCGACAAACAACUUCAUUAUUUAUUAACUAUUGACAACACUGUCUCUGUUGCGUCCUUUUGUGUAUGACAUGAUACAGAAUGAAGGCCAAUCUGAGUUAAUUAAUGUGCCAUAUUGCCACGUUUGUCUUUUAUGUGGCUUGGCAUAUGUAAGAACUUGACUGAAGUUUGUCAGUCUCAGUGGCUAUCGAGUUAAAGGAGACUUCUAGUGUUUUUUGCAGAUCUUGAAUUGAUACUGACCAUUGAAUUGUAAAGGUUGCUGUUCAUCUGAAUGCAUGAUUCCAUUCAAUGGUAUGCCUCCCCUCACCCCAUCCCUCUCUCUCUCUCACAUGACCUGGAAGCAUCAGGAACAUCUAUAUGUGAUGUUGUGUGUUCUGGAUGUUUGCAAUUUUAAGCACCAAUCAUGGUGGCUUGUAAUUAAAAAUUCUCCAAGUGGCUGUGUCACUUCCCUAGGAAAACUACCAUAUAUCAUCUAUGCUAGUGUUACCUCAUCAACUUUGUCUGGUUAUAGAAGCAUGCACCAACGAUAUCAGAUAUCAAAAUGCUGAUUUAUGUGACUACAUCGUGGGACCCAAAAGCAAGGUUGAUGAUAAAAGUGAAAGCAGACCAUGUGUUGGCAAUCUGGGUGAACGAAUCUUGGAGUAAGGACAUAGUAAACUUGAUUUCUUUCUUAUUCCUUACCCUUGAUAUUUAGCUUGUUUUAUGUAACUUUGUCCCCCAUUGUCAUUGAAACUUUUUGACCAUGUGCUCUCAGGGAUAAUGGGAUCAAUAUGUUUUGUCCUUUAGAUUUUAUCCAAGGAUAUUUUUGGCAUAUCAUGGUCCUUUUUUUUAGAAAAAAUGUUCCAAAAUGUUGAGAACCAUGCAGUUGUUCUUUUUCCAGCAGUGUCAAGGAUGUGACUACCAAAUGCUAAUGGUCUGAUAUACCAUGAUGCAAUGACCUUCUUUUUGUCUUUUUGAGCAUGCAGGUACCUCAACUCACUGAGGGAAAGAUGGUGAAAGAUUGGCUUCUGUUUGCACUUUGGUUGUCUGAUUUGCCACUGAUGAGUAUCAGACAGACACAGCAAUGCCCCUCAAAGCUGCUGCCAUGCGCAAAACACAAGCAUCAUGUGCAGCACAUCUGGAGUGUCAAUAUUCAAUGGAGUCAGAUGAUAAGCUUAAAUCCUCAGAAGAAGAAAAGGCUGCUGCAUGAAAAAAGUCCAAGAGUAUAGACACGCAUCGCUCCUUGCAGCCAUGAGGAUUGUACUUCAGAAGGAUAUCAAGAGUCAGACUGAUAGCAAAAAAAAAAACAAAAAUUGAUGACUUGUAUGAAACAUAAAGAUAAUCUGCCAGCUCCACCUCUUCCAGUAACUGGAUUUCCUUCUCUUUACCUCUUAUCAUCCUCACCACCUGAGCCAGAACAUGUGCAAAGCUCGUCUCUUUCUCCCUUGUGGAGUGCGGUGUAUCUUUGUUGUACAUCCCUCCUUUGAUGCCAACUCUACUUUUCUUCAGUCAGUUUCUGUCAUUAUAUCAUCUAAUGUUUCCUACCUUCUUUCAUCAUCAAACUUUACACCAUCUUAUUCUUUAGUGCUUGAGUGCUAGUGACUGCAUUUGCUGCUAUUUGUGCCUAGCCCUCACAUGCUGCUUUACCUGGUUAUAAUGGAAACUUAUGGUUAUUU
Elaeis guineensis (African oil palm) is the source of this 5183-nucleotide messenger RNA. RefSeq names its product transcription factor TCP20. Gene Ontology annotation, molecular function: DNA-binding transcription factor activity; sequence-specific DNA binding. Lineage: Eukaryota; Viridiplantae; Streptophyta; Magnoliopsida; Arecales; Arecaceae. Gene Ontology annotation, cellular component: nucleus. The record is from RefSeq and is a predicted model, not a curated record.